AUGGAAGUGUCUAGAGCAAAAUCAGGGCAAUCAAGUCCGUCUAUUAUGACACAUGCGGUAAAUCUACGUCCGAGAAUUGAUCCUCCCCUGCCACACUCUGCUUCUGGGAAUCUUUCUUGGCUGGCAAUUGCACCAGCACCGUCGACAGAUCAGCUGCAGGAUUUGGUAAAUGCAAUCAGAAAUGCAGUGAAGAAGAUAGACAAGGAUUACACGAGGGAGAUGCGAGGGGGAAAUGGGAUUUCCUUGAUGAGUGAUUUUCUUGAGCAAAUUGGAGAAUUGGUGCCAGAAAAUGUGGAAAUAUACAGGUUUGUUAGUUGGGCUAACUUGCAAAAUUAUGAAGCUGAUUUUGGGUGGGGAAAGCCUGUUUGGGAAAGUACUGCUGGGUUUCCGUUCAAGAAUGUCAUAAUCUUCAUUGAAACAAGAGUCGGCCAUGGUCUUGAAGCUUGGGUGAGCUUGGAUGGGCAUGACAUGACCAUUUUCGAGAACAACCUACAGCUGUGUUCAUUUGUUUCCUCGAUUGAUCAGAAUGUUUAA
Molecule: messenger RNA, 534 nt
Organism: Corylus avellana
Lineage: Eukaryota; Viridiplantae; Streptophyta; Magnoliopsida; Fagales; Betulaceae
Source: RefSeq, a predicted model, not a curated record